AUGCCAUCGAAGGUUACCGCUAGUAACGCUACAUUCAAUAAUAGGGAAAAGCCUCAAGAGGUUCGCAAGGCAAAUAUCAUUGCUGCGCGUGCUGUUGCAGAUGCAAUCCGUACUUCUCUGGGUCCAAAAGGAAUGGACAAGAUGAUCAAGACUUCUCGUGCAGAGAUUAUUAUAUCUAAUGAUGGUCAUACUAUAUUGCAGCAAAUGGCGAUCUUGCAUCCUGUUGCGAAAAUGUUGGUUGAAGUUUCAGGCGCUCAAGAUGCUGAGGCGGGUGAUGGUACUACUUCUGUUGUGAUAUUGACGGGUGCGUUGCUUGGAGCUGCUGAUAAAUUGUUGAACAAGGGCAUUCAUCCUACUAUAAUUGCAGAAUCGUUCCAGCGUGCUGCAAAGAGAUCUGUUGAGAUUUUACUAAAUAUGUCUCAUAAAAUUUCUCUUCAAGAUCGGGAUGCUUUAGUGCGUGCUGCUGCCACUUCAUUAAGCUCUAAGAUUGUUAGUCAAUAUUCUUCGAUCUUGGCUCCGCUAGCUGUUAAUUGUGUUUUGAAGAUUACUACUGAGGACUCCACGAAUGUUGAAUUAAACGACAUACGUUUGAUUAAGAAAGUUGGCGGUACCAUCGAUGAGACAGAGCUGGUUGAUGGUGUUGUACUAACCCAGUCAGUUGUAAAAAAUGCAGGCGGUCCAAUUCGGAUGGAUAAGGCUAGGAUUGCUUUGAUCCAGUUUCAGAUCUCUCCUCCAAAACCAGAUACAGAGAAUAACAUUGUGGUUAAUGAUUACAGACAAAUGGACAAGAUCUUGAAGGAGGAGCGUGCAUACUUGUUAAACAUCUGUAAGAAGAUCAAGAAGGCAAAAUGUAAUGUUCUAUUGAUUCAAAAGUCUAUUUUGCGAGAUGCUGUGAACGACCUAGCGCUACAUUUCUUAUCGAAACUGAACAUUCUUGUAAUUAAGGAUAUUGAGAGAGACGAGGUAGAGUUCUUGUCAAAAAGUUUAGGUUGCAGGCCUAUCUCUGAUAUUGAUUUGUUUACGGAAGAUCGUUUGGGUUCUGCAGAUUUAUUGGAGGAAAUUGACAGUGACGGUACCAAGAUAGUUAAGAUAACUGGUGUCAAGAGCCCUAAUACCAAACCUACUGUUUCCUGUAUUGUUCGCGGUGCUAACAAUGUUGUUCUUGACGAGACUGAACGUUCGCUACAUGAUGCACUAUGCGUUAUACGUUGUUUGGUUAAAGAAAGAGCGCUGAUUGCUGGCGGAGGUGCUCCUGAAAUUGAGGUGUCCCGUACUUUAAUGAAGGAAGCGCGUGCCUUGGAAGGUGUUGAGGCCUUUGUCUGGCAGGAAUUUGCAGAAGCAUUAGAAGUCAUUCCAAUUACCCUUGCCGAAAACGCAGGCUUGAAUAGUAUUAAGGUGAUUACUGAACUUCGUUCUAGACAUGAAAAAGGUGAAGCAAACGCUGGUAUUUCAGUGAGACGUUCUGGUACUACUAAUACAUAUGACGAACAUAUCUUACAGCCAGUUUUGGUCAGCACCAGCGCCAUCACUUUGGCAUCUGAAUGUGUUAAAUCAGUACUUCGUAUCGACGAUAUUACCUUCAGUCGCUAG
Eremothecium cymbalariae DBVPG#7215 is the source of this 1590-nucleotide messenger RNA. It is a transcript of the gene CCT4, whose product is annotated as chaperonin-containing T-complex subunit CCT4. Bases 1 to 1590 code for a protein of 529 amino acids. Gene Ontology annotation, molecular function: ATP hydrolysis activity; ATP-dependent protein folding chaperone; ATP binding. Gene Ontology annotation, cellular component: chaperonin-containing T-complex. Gene Ontology annotation, biological process: protein folding. The record is from RefSeq and is a predicted model, not a curated record. NCBI's taxonomy places the organism in Eukaryota, Fungi, Ascomycota, Saccharomycetes, Saccharomycetales, Saccharomycetaceae. The transcript has a single exon.